UUGACAUGUUAUUGUAACACUGUGCUUUAUUUACUUGAAUAUAUGCAUACAAUUUUGUAUAUAUCAAAAAUGAUUAAAAUUAAGCAUCAUAACGUGUAUCCGAUUUACGUGAUUUCAUAGAAUGUUAAAGUAAAAGCUGUUGGGUUAUGUUUAUGAAUACGUUUAUGUUAACCUCAAAAGUAAUAAGAGUUUUAUUUUUACAUUCGAUUUCUCAAUCGUAAACAGUACGUAGUGUUCUCGACAAAAUUUUGUACACUCUAGUUUAUCUUUGGCUGUUCGAUUAUGAAUCCUGAUAUUCAACAAAAGAUUUCACAAUUCGAAUCAUUUGUUAAUGAUGUAUUGAAAGAAGAUCUAGCUAAACUUGAGAAGAAGCUCGACGAUAAGAACGCAGAUGUUGCUGAAUUUUUGCAAUUAAAAUCCAUAAUCACUACUUUUCAAAAUAAUAGCUUGGAUAAAAAUGGCUUCAAAACGCAAGUAGAUAUCGGACAGAGUUUCUUUAUCGAAGCACAUGUUCCCGAUGCAUCCACGAUUCUGUUAGAUGUUGGUUUAGGACACUAUGUGGAAUUUUCUCUGAACGAUGCUUUAACGAUCAUUAAUGUGCGAAUUAAACUGCUAGAACAGCAGAUUGCACAUUUCCGCAAGGAGGUAGCUAAGACAAAUGCUCACAUUAAACUAAUUCUCCUUGGUAUUAACGAACUACAAGGUUUCGAAGACUAAGUCGAUGAUAAUAUUAGUACAUGUAUAAAGUGUUUUGUAGAAGACAAUGCCUAUUGUUUUAUAUAAGUUUGUAAUUUCACUUGUGUAUAUAGGU
Colletes gigas is the source of this 811-nucleotide messenger RNA. It is a transcript of the gene Uxt, whose product is annotated as protein UXT homolog. Bases 283 to 717 code for a protein of 144 amino acids. The record is from RefSeq and is a predicted model, not a curated record. Gene Ontology annotation, biological process: negative regulation of transcription by RNA polymerase II. The transcript is spliced from 2 exons. Gene Ontology annotation, molecular function: transcription corepressor activity. NCBI's taxonomy places the organism in Eukaryota, Metazoa, Arthropoda, Insecta, Hymenoptera, Colletidae.